Myotis myotis is the source of this 2600-nucleotide messenger RNA. It is a transcript of the gene SLC22A12, whose product is annotated as solute carrier family 22 member 12. Gene Ontology annotation, biological process: transmembrane transport. Gene Ontology annotation, molecular function: transmembrane transporter activity. Bases 268 to 1929 code for a protein of 553 amino acids. The record is from RefSeq and is a predicted model, not a curated record. Lineage: Eukaryota; Metazoa; Chordata; Mammalia; Chiroptera; Vespertilionidae. The transcript is spliced from 10 exons. Gene Ontology annotation, cellular component: membrane.
UCCAGCCGCGUGACCGCCGUCUCGGCUGUCCGCACUUCUCAAGUUCAUGCCGAGGAGGUGCCAGCGGCGCCAGGGCCGCCCCCGCAGCCUCGGGUCCCUGGAGCCUCCCGGGGCGACAGCUGCGAGCCGGCCCCGCACAGCGGAGGGGCCGCUGCCAUGCUCUGGGCUGCCGGGCGGGAGACGCCCUCGCUGCCCGCUGGCGGCCGCCCCGGGCCCUGAGCCGGUCGCUGCGGCGUGGGCGCCUGCCCUGGCCCCCGGGGGAGCGCCAUGGCCUUCUCUGAGCUCCUGGACCAGGUGGGCAGCCUGGGCCGCUUCCAGGCGCUGCAGGCCGUGGCCCUGGCCGUGCCCCUCAUGUGGCUCACCACGCAGAACGUGCUGGAGAACUUCUCGGCGGCCGUGCCCGCGCACCGCUGCUGGGUGCCCCUCCUGGACAACGGCACGGCCCCGGCCAGCGCCCCCGGCGCCCUGGGCCCCGACGCCCUCCUGGCCGUGUCCAUCCCUCCGGGCCCCCACCGCGGGCCCCACCCGUGUCGCCGCUUCCGCCACCCACAGUGGCAGCUCCUGGAGCCCAACGCCACGGCCACCAACUGGAGCGAGGCUGCCACGGAGCCGUGCGUGGACGGCUGGGUCUACGACCGCAGCACCUUCACCUCCACCGUCGUGGCCGAGUGGGACCUGGUGUGUGACGCGCAGGCCCUGAAGCCCAUGGCGCAGUCCAUCUUCCUGGCCGGGGUCCUAGUGGGAGCCGCGGUGACCGGCCAAGCCUCUGACAGGUUCGGGCGCAAGCUGGUGUUGACCUGGAGCUACCUGCAGAUGGCCGUGUGGGGCACCGCGACCGCCUUCGCCCCCACCUUCGCCCUGUACUGCCUCUUCCGCUUCCUGGGGGCCCUGGCCAUCGCCGGCGUCAUGAUGAACACGGCCACGCUCCUGAUGGAGUGGACGUCCACGCGAGCCCGGGUCUUGGCCAUGACCUUCAACUCCCUGGGCUACAGCUUCGGCAUGGUGCUGAUGGCCGCCGUGGCCUACGGCGUGCGCGACUGGGCGCGGCUGCAGCUGGCGGUCUCCGUGCCCUUCUUCCUCUGCUUUGUGUACUCCUGGUGGCUGGCGGAGUCGGCGCGGUGGCUGCUCAUCACGGGCAGGCUGGAGCAGGGCCUGCGGGAGCUGCAGCGGGUGGCCGCCAUCAACGGGCAGAGGGCAGUGGGGGACGCACUGACCAUGGAGGUCGUGCUCUCCGCCAUGCAGGAGGAGCUCAGUGCGAGCCGGGCUCCCGCCAGCCUGGGCCACCUGCUCUGCGCACCUGGACUGGGCCUCCGGACCGGCGUCUCCACUCUGUGCUGGUUCGCCUUCGGCUUCACCUUCUUUGGCCUGGCCCUGGACCUGCAGGCCCUGGACAGCAACCUCUUCCUGCUCCAGGUCCUCCUCGGGGCCGUGGACAUGGCGGCCAAGCUCGGCGCCCUGCUGCUGCUGAGCUGCCUGGGCCGCCGCCCCACGCAGGCGGCCUCGCUGGUGCUGGCCGGGCUCUGCAUCCUGGCCAACGCGCUGGCGCCCCGCGAGAUGAGGCCCCUGCGCUCAGCCCUGGCCCUGCUGGGGCUUGGGUGGAUAGGGGUGGCCUUCACCUGCGUCUCCAUCUACACGGGGGAGCUCUUCCCCACCGUGCUCAGGAUGACCGCCGUGGGCCUGGGCCAGAUGUCGGCCCGAGGGGGGGCCAUCCUGGGGCCCCUGGUCCGGCUGCUGGGUGUGCACCACCCCUCCCUGCCCCUGCUGGUGUACGGGGCGGUGCCGGUGCUGAGCGGCCUGACCGCGCUGCUGCUGCCCGAGACCCAGCACCUCCCGCUGCCCGACACCAUCCAGGAUGUGCAGAACCAGUCGGUGAAGAAGGCAGCACACGGAGCCCGGGGGCCUGCUGUCCUGAAAUCCACGCAGUUUUAGGUUCCUGAGAGCCUGCGAGGGCCCGGGAGGAGCUUGCUGUCCUCCGCUGACGGCAGGAGAGCAAAGGCCUGGAUUUCCGGGGGGCCCGGGGGCUGCCCCUCCAGCCAGCCCUGCUCUCACCGAGGAGCCGCCUUCAACACAGAAAGGGCAAAGGAUGGUGUGAUUGGCAGGAGGCCACUUAACCUUCACUCACGGGUGCAGAGAGGAGCGAGGCCAGGCCCGGGGGACUGGCCAGCCUGUCGAUCCCGGCUGCCCUCUUGCUGCCCGGGCUCAGCGGGCUCCGAGGGGAUCGUCACCGUGUCAAAGCCUCCCAGCUUCUCACCCAGCCCGAGGGCUCUCAGUGAUGGAAUCUUGGCUCCUCAGCUUCACCCGAAAGGCGGCUCCUGCUCCCCCCCCAACCCCCCCCCCCCACACUCCAGCCACACAGCCAGUCCCGCCCGGCGGCCUCGUCUUCUGCCUGGAAUCCCCCUGCCACCUUCUCGACAAAUGCCCAGCCUCCAAGACCCAGGCCAAUGUCCUCAUGCCAGGCCCCAGGCCCAGCCCAAGGAUCUAAUGAAACCCUUACCCACGGCCCCGGCCUGAGAGUUCCCGGGGGGUCGGGGUGUCCCCAGCUCCCACUCAGAGGAGGGCGGGGGGCACAGGUGGGAGGGAGAUGAAUAAAGGAACAAAUG